Molecule: messenger RNA, 2787 nt
Organism: Beta vulgaris subsp. vulgaris (sugar beet)
Lineage: Eukaryota; Viridiplantae; Streptophyta; Magnoliopsida; Caryophyllales; Amaranthaceae
Product: probable clathrin assembly protein At4g32285
Exons: 2
Coding region: 411-2345 (644 amino acids)
Biological process (GO): clathrin coat assembly; vesicle budding from membrane; clathrin-dependent endocytosis
Cellular component (GO): clathrin-coated pit; clathrin-coated vesicle
Molecular function (GO): 1-phosphatidylinositol binding; phosphatidylinositol-4,5-bisphosphate binding; SNARE binding
Source: RefSeq, a predicted model, not a curated record
UUUGUAAUAAUCUUUCUUUCCCUUUCUCUCUCCUUCUCUGAGCUCCCUGAACUCCGAAAAAACAACAACCCAGAUUUUCUCGCGAAAACAAAAUAAAAAAACACAACUCAAAAAUAAAAGGGGAGAAAAUUAAGGGCAAAAAAUAAUCGAAAUUCUAGGGUUUGCACUUUUCCCCCAAAAUUAUCGCAGCUCAAAAAAUUCGGAGGAGAGAGAUUAUUAAGGUUUAGAGAAAAUUUAGGGUGAUUCUGAGAAGAGAUCGUAGCCGUUGGAUUUGAUUGAAGUGUUAUCUGAUAGUCAACGGAUCUGCCGUUGUUUUGUUCAGAUCGGAGAUAAAUUCGGCGGUGUAUGGUUUGAUUUUGAAGGGCCAACCCAUCAACUAUCGAAGUUUGUUGGUUUAGGAGAGAUAAGAUAUGGCACUUAGGAAAGCAGUGGGGCAACUGAAGGACCAAACGAGUAUUGGUCUCGCGAAAGUAAGUAGUGACAUGGCUCCUGAGCUUGAGGUAGCCAUUGUCAAGGCGACGAGCCAUGAGAACGAUCCGGCGGAUGAGAAGUAUUUAAGGAGAAUUCUCACUUUUACCUCCUACAAUCGUAUGUAUGUGAACACUUGUAUAACUUCGAUCUCGAGGAGGCUUGGAAAGACCAGGGACUGGGUUGUGGCUUUGAAGGCGUUAAUGUUGGUGCAUAGGCUGAUGAAUGAUGGGGACACUGUUUUCCAACAAGAGAUAUUGUAUGCAACUCGAAGGGGGACUAGGCUGUUGAAUAUGUCGGAUUUUAGAGAUGAGGCUCACUCUAAUUCAUGGGAUCAUUCUGCUUUUGUGCGGACUUUUGCUUUGUACUUGGAUCAGAGGUUGGAAUUGAUGUUGUUCGAGAGGAAGCAAGGUGGUAAGGAGAGCAAUGGCGGGGGAAGUGGUGGUCAUGGUGGGGAGAUGGUUAAGUAUGAGCCGAGGGAUGACAGAUUCCGGUCACCGCCGAGUCGGUUUGAUUAUGAUUAUGGGGAGUUCAAGAGUGAGCCUAGUAUGAGGAGGACUAGGUCAUUUGGUGAUGUUGGUGAAUCGAACGGCCGGGAAGAAGAAAAGGCCAUCACUCCUUUGAGGGAUUGGACGCCUGAGAGGAUUUUUGCAAAGAUGGGUCACCUGCAGAGGCUUUUGGAUCGUUUCUUAGCAUGCCGGCCUACUGGAAUGGCAAAGAACAGCAGGAUGAUACUUGUUGCACUGUACCCUGUUGUGAGGGAAAGUUUCAAGCUUUAUGCUGACAUCUGUGAGGUUCUAGCUGUUUUGCUGGACAAGUUCUUUGAUAUGGAGAAUUCAGACUGUGUUAAGGCUUUUGAUGCUUAUGCUAGUGCUGCAAAGCAGAUUGAUGAGCUUGUGGCCUUUUACAACUGGUGCAAGGACACUGGUGUAGCGAGGUCAUCAGAGUUUCCGGAAGUUCAAAAGAUCACCGAUAAACUCCUUGAAACUUUAGAGGAGUUUGUAAGGGACAGAACUAGGAGGCCAAAGAGUCCUGAGAAAAAACCAGAGCCUGAGCCAGCACCGAAAGAGGAGGAACCAGUGCCUGAUAUGAAUGAAAUAAAAGCACUACCUGCACCAGAGGAACCCACUCCACCACCUCCACCCGCACCAGAACCUGAACCAAAGCAGGUAACUGGAGACUUGCUUGAUCUAAGGGAGGAGGGAGAAACUGCUGAUUCUCAGGGAAAUAAGUUUGCAUUAGCUUUAUUUGCUGGACCCGCUGAGAAUGGAAAUGGGUCAUGGCAAGCAUUCGACAGUAAAGAAGGAAUAACCUCUGCAUGGCAAAACCCAGCUGCUGAACAGGGGAAGGCAGAUUGGGAGCUGGCUUUAGUGGAAACAGCCAGCAACCUCACAAAACAGCAGACAGCUAUGGGUGGUGGAUUAGAUCCUUUGCUUUUGAAUGGUAUGUAUGAUUCAGGAGUGGUGAGACAACAUGUAACAGCUACCCAUGUGAGCGGAAGUGCCAGUAGCGUUGCAUUGCCCGGGCCUGGAAAAACCACGACACCAGUUUUGGCACUCCCUGCUCCUGAUGGUACAGUUCAAACAGUGGGUGGAGACCCGUUUGCUGCUUCUUUGACUAUUGCACCCCCUGCAUAUGUACAAAUGGCUGACAUGGAAAAGAAACAGCAUUUGCUUGUGCAAGAGCAGGUGGUCUGGCAACAAUAUGCCAACAGUGGUAUGCAUGGUCAAGCUACUUUGAACAAGAUCGGCGGGCCUGGCUAUUACACUCCGGGAACUUCAACAAUGAUGCCUGCUGCUCCUCCAAUGAUGCCAUAUGGAAUGCCACCACAUGGGAUGAUGUCCCCACCAACUGGUUAUUACUAUAACCCCAUCUGAUUUUGUGCCUAUAUGUGUAGCUGACCCUUUUUUUCUCUUUUCCAUUUGUUAAAAUCUUUCUUGUGAUUUCUAUGUUCAUUGUAUCACUUAUAUGUGAUCCUAUGUUCACUUCUUCUCCGUAGAUGAGUGCGGGUUGGGGAUGAGGGUGGUAACGGAGCAGAAUGAUAUGUAAUUUCCUUAGGGCGGAGGUUGAUUCUGGGGGGCCAUUGUCUUGUAGUAUUGUGCCUCUAUUUUGUACUAUCAAAAUUUUCUUGGACGUAUAAUACGUGUGAACAACACUUUUAUCCAUCGACUCCCUAAGCUGAUGAAACUUUGUAAUCUUCUUUGUCUACUAAAGGACAUUUUGUAUGAGGCGUCGAUGAAUCUAGUACUUUAGUGAUAAACCAUGAUCAUCAUCUUGUAUUCUUGACAAACAAUUAGAAGUAUUAUAAUUUGUCCUGCA